This is a messenger RNA of Perkinsus marinus ATCC 50983, 1041 nucleotides long. Its product is annotated as tubulin epsilon chain, putative. NCBI's taxonomy places the organism in Eukaryota, Perkinsozoa, Perkinsida, Perkinsidae. The annotation marks the transcript as partial. Gene Ontology annotation, molecular function: structural constituent of cytoskeleton; GTP binding. The transcript is spliced from 8 exons. Gene Ontology annotation, cellular component: cytoplasm; microtubule. The record is from RefSeq and is a predicted model, not a curated record. Gene Ontology annotation, biological process: microtubule cytoskeleton organization; mitotic cell cycle.
UAAAAUCGGCAGUCUUUUCCGCGACCCUAAGCGACCCAACGACUGCCGACAACAGCAGUGCGUGACUGAUGUCUCGGGCGCUGGCAAUAACUGGGCUCACGGCUACUACGGAUACGGCGAGACUUAUGGAGGCUCCGUGAUGGAGAAGGUCCGAUUUGCAGUGGAGGCAUGUGAUAGCCUUCAAGCCUUCUUCUGUGUGAACUCCCUCGGUGGGGGCACCGGUAGCGGGUUGGGCUCCUACAUUCUCGAGAGGCUUGAGGACGAGUACGGGUCGAAGGCCUACCGCUUCGUGUCGGCCCUCUUCCCGACGAUAGAUGCCGAGGAUGAUGUCAUCACCUCACCGUAUAAUGCGAUAUUGUCUCUGACAAAACUCAGGGAAAACGCAAGCUGUGUUUUACCCAUAAGUAACGAUGCACUUGCUCGUAUCGUGAACACCUACAACGCCUCUGCUGCGCUGGUCAGUGGAGUCCCACAGAAGGGCGGGGGAGGGAUGUUCUCGAAGAAGCAAACUUCCUUCGACGACAUGAACUCGAUCGUGGCUAGGUGUUGGUUGGACUUAACGGCAUCGAUGAGAUUCGAAGGCUCCCUCAAUGUUGAUCUCAACGAGAUAACCUCCAACCUAGUGCCCUUCCCCAACACGCAUUUCUUGCUUCCCGCGCUGAGUCCGAUCUUCCAACGGUCGAAGGAUGUACGCCUACAACCUCGCAGUUUCGAUCAUAUGUUCUCGGACGCCUUCCUGCCCGGAUCACAGCUUGUUGGAUCCGGUGCCGGCGUGGACCCGAGAGCUUCUCUUUCCUUAGCCUCAGCCUUCCUCCUCAGAGGUGAAUGCUCUUUGAACGACGUUAACCGUAAUGUGAGCCGGAUCAAGAAGACUCUGAAUCGACCUGCUUACCUUGACGACUGCUAUAAGAUCGGUAUUUGCAACGUGUACUCGCUGUUGUCUCUGGUUAAUAGCUGUGCUAUCCGACCCGUGUUCGAGAAGAUGCACGCGAAUUUCUGGCGAUUAUAUAAACGGAAAGCACACGUUCAUCACUACACCGA